AUGGCGAGCUGCGGGGUGGCGCCGCCGAUCGCCGUCGCGCGGCCGCCGUCCGCCAGGGGCUCGUUCGUCCGCUUCCCUCUUCCGAGGAUCCGUUGUCUCCCUCGAGGCCGCUCUGGCGGGCCCUCCCAAGCGAAUCCCCGGCUGUUCCUCUCCUUCCCUCUCCUUCGCCGGAGAGGAUGCCGGCUCUCUCCCACCUCUGCCGUCGAUUCUGAUUCCUCCGAUCUGCCUGUCCACCAGGUGACUCGGAGGAUCGCGAGGAAGAUUAAUGUGUGCGAGUUAUCGCAAUCCCUCCGAGGAUCUGAAACUUUUGGGGUUUUUGUUUGGGUGUCUGCAGAGCUCCGUCUUCCGGGAAUGGGACGCGAUGACGGCGAGGUUCGCUGGCGCUGCAAAUGUCCCGUUUCUCCUGCUGCAGCUCCCGCAGAUCAUCCUCAACUAUCGCAACCUUGUGGCUGGCAACAAGGCCGCGCUCUUCGCCGUGCCCUGGCUAGUGAGGCCGCGAUGAAAUCCCUCCCCAUCUUCGUGAAUCACUGGCUUAAACUUUUGAUACCCUUCAGCGUGGUUGGAAGAUGCCAACUCCGUGUGGUGCCGUCUGGGCAGGGGAUGCUGACGGGGCUGCUGGGGAAUCUGUCUCUGCUGUCGUACUUCGCGAAGAAGAGGGAGACGGAAGCGGUCCUUGUUCAGACUCUCGGGGUGCUGUCGACGUAUGCAGUGAUCUCGCAGCUGGCGGUUGCCGAAUCCAUGCCCCUCCCCCACUUCAUUGUGACUUCAGUCGUCAUCGGCGCGGGGCUGGUGUUGAACUUCUUGAACUACUUUGGGUGGCUCAGCGAAGGUGUCUGGAGGUUCUGGGAGGACUUCAUCACCGUCGGGGGGCUCGCCGUUCUUCCGCAGGUGGGUGAAUCUCUCAGCCAGCUGAUUAUGAUCUUAAUUUUCUGGGUGAGAUUCUUACUGUGAUGCGUCCUGGAUUUGUGCCGUCGUGUGUGCCUUGCAGGUUAUGUGGUCGACGUUUGUUCCUUUCGUCCCCAACAGCAUCCUUCCCGGUCUCUUUUCCUCCAUUGGUGCAGUCGUGGCUGUUGUUAUGGUAAGUCUUAAUACUCUGGUGGUUCUUUUCCAUUCGAUAGCCCCCCUAAACUUUAAGAUGUGACCACACUAUUGUAUGUCGCACCUGAAUGAUUUCUGAUUUGUGAAGUUGAACGUGUCUUCUGAAGAGAAAGACUACAAAGAAUCACAAAAAUCGGAGUCUGAUGGAUCGAAGAAAGAUACUAUGGAAGAAGAUGGUCUGAAUUAAAUGUCUAAAUUUUCAAAAUGGAGUGCUGUCUCGGAGGAUUUAACUAUAACAUAGCUUUUUUUUUUGAAAUUUUAAUUACACUGAAUUUUUUUCGUUCAGAAAUGAUUCAACAAGUUGCAGUGGCUAUAAUAAUUUGCAAUGAACUAAUCACCUAGAGCCAACUUACCCUCUGAGAAGGUGUUUGUGGAAUUUCUGAUCUGAAUAGAUCUAGAUCGGUGGUUAAAGGAAUAUUCAUUGCUGAAGAUCUCAUUUCGAGUGAAUUGUAAAAGGCUCCAAGAUCGGGUCAUCAUGAAUGGAGAUCCUAACAAUGUUCGUGAUGUAUGCUAAUGAAUAGUAUAUGAAACCCAUAUUUGAAGUGUAGAAGUAUUCGGGAUUUCUAAUUGGGGUCAGACAUGUAUUAGUUUGAUGGUCAGAUGGGGAUAUAUAUCUGUCAUGUAUGGUUAUGCUAUCAAUAGCAUUAUCUCAGAACAUAACUACAUAGUAAUUGACAUAUAAAUACUCGUUUUCAGAUUUCUUCCUUCAAGACUAUAGAUACAAGUGACUAUGGCUACUAGUUUAUUGUUGCUAAUUUAAACAAGUCAUUGCCUCGUAAUGCUGAAGUCAUUUACUGAAAAUUGACCGCCCAGAUUUAUGGCUGCUAAAGUUCAGUACUGACUUGCAGGCGAGGACCGGCAAACUUUCUGAAAAGGGGGCCAAAUUUGUCGGUUCAAUAUCUGGCUGGACUGCUACUCUACUGUUCAUGUGGAUGCCGGUUGCACAGAUGGUAUUAUUAUCAUCAAAUUUCAGUCUGCUGAACUUUCGCUAGCACGAUCACUUUUAAUGCUUGCCUUAUACGUGAUUAAUGUUAUUAUUAUUAUUAUCUACAGUGGACAAGUUAUUUGAAUCCCGACAACAUCCAAGGUUUGUCGGCAAUCAGCAUGUUGCUUGCCAUGAUUGGGAAUGGACUUAUGAUCCCACGUGCAUUAUUUAUUCGAGAUCUUAUGUGGUAAGCAUUUUUCAUGAUUUUUGAUUAUGGCAUAGAUCAAGUUCAGGUCGAAAUAUUUCUUUUUUUGUACCGACUGAUUGAGAUAUAUAAACCCGUGGAAGGAUAUCCUUUACAAAGCAUAAUCAGAUUAUUUAUUCGUGCAUGAUUAUCAUCUAACUUCUUGUGAUACAUCUAGUGCUGGCAUAUUGGGUGUCAAAUGAAGAAGACUACAAACUAGAGUUCAGGACUUCUGUCAGGCUCUUGAUACGUCUAAUACCUUUUCCCCUCCAACUGAACCCUCUUGAAACCUAUCCCACCACCUAGAGUGCAAGUCUAUGUCUUCAGGCUCCAAGAAGUAGGCAUUUUGGCGGAUUAUAAAGAAUACCACUCUUGUGUCCCAUAGAUAUAUGAAGGGAGGGAGGGAGAGGGGGAGGGAGAGGGGGAGAGAGAGAGAGAGAGAGAGUUUAGAAUAAAAUCGAUUUACAACAAUAGUACAAUGUCUAUGAAGAAACAAAUACAUGAUGAACCUGUCUUUUCUAAUAAGCGUGAUAAUGCAGGUUCACAGGUUCAAGUUGGGCAGCGUUUCUGCAUGGAUGGGGAAACCUGGUGUGCAUGUACUGGUAGGUCCUCUUCCAAAUGUUAUUGCCCUUGUAGACAGACACUUUAACAUUUUCUCCACAGUGAAUCUCUGCCGUGUUUCCCCUUCAGCUGCGACAGCAUCAGCAGGGAAUUCUUCUUUGCGGCAACACUAGGCUUGUUUCUAUGGCUAGGUUGGCCGCUACCCCUAUUUUCCUCUCAGUCUGCAUGCUGUGUAUUGCUUCUUUCUCUCUCUGCUGCUUCUUUUGCUUUUAUUUUUCCCUCUUCUCUCUCUCUGCAUUCUGCACUCUCACGUUUCAUGCCGUGUAUUCUCUCAAUUAUUUUCUUUGGCCUGAGACUCCCCCCCGCCCCCCCCUUCUAUCUCUCUCCCUCUCUCUUGGUGUCAGGAAUCGCUCUGUGGAGGGACACCAUCGCCUACGGACACGGUUCGCCCAUUAAAUCAUUGGAGGAAUUGGUCUCCGGGAAGUGA
Spirodela intermedia is the source of this 3315-nucleotide messenger RNA. The record is from the annotation of a GenBank genome assembly. NCBI's taxonomy places the organism in Eukaryota, Viridiplantae, Streptophyta, Magnoliopsida, Alismatales, Araceae.